UUUCUUCUCUGUGGGUCCCCUCUCUCCCCCGUCUUGUCUAUUUCUCCUUUCUCUGUCUGCUCCAUUUCAGUGCUCUGUCAUAGUUUCUCUCUCUCCCUCUAUCACUACCAUGUCAUAUCCCAUCAUGAUGCCACCAUUCUCAUCGCAUGGGCACUGGUGCUUUUCCCAUUUCUUUCUUAUAUGUCCUUUUGUUAUUUAUUUUUUUCCUUUUCUGAUAACUGUCCAAACUGUGCCAUUUCUUGGACCAGAAGAUGCUGUUCACCCCCUGUGAGUAUUCUCACUUCAUCUUCAUUGGGUUUUAGCAUCUGGGAAUAUAUGAUUAUUGAUGAAGAAGAUGUGUCAAAUCACUACUAAGUCCUUAGGCCUUUCAACUACUGAAAUAUGAUUAGUUCAAGAUGCAAGAAAUGGGCUGUGGAAUUUGCUCUUGGAAAUGAAGGAGAGGCAACGUUGGUCAUCUGAGGAGGAUGCUUUACUACAUGCUUAUGUCCAACAAUAUGGUCCUAGGGAAUGGAAUCUCGUGUCUCAGCGCAUGAACACACCUCUCAAUAGGGAUACAAAGUCAUGCUUAGAAAGGUGGAAGAACUACCUCAAGCCUGGCAUUAAAAAGGGAUCUCUUACCAAAGAAGAGCAGCGUCUUGUGAUCCUCCUUCAAGCAAAUUACGGAAACAAAUGGAAGAAGAUCGCCGCUGAAGUCCCCGGUCGCACGGCGAAGCGAUUAGGGAAGUGGUGGGAAGUCUACAAAGAGAAGCAGCAGAGAGAAAAAAUUGAGAUCAAUGGGAUAGUUAGCCCAAUUAGUGAUACCAAGUAUGAACAUAUGCUAGAGGGUUUUGCUGAGAAACUAGUGAAAGAGCACACUUUACCAUCAUUUGCUAUGGCUGCAUCAUCCAAUGAGGCAUUUCUGCAUACCAAUUCAUCAGCUAUGCUUCCUUCUUGGCUUUCCAAUUAUGAUUCAACUUCAACACCUCCAAGUUCUAUUUCCGUGACGUUGAGCCUUUCUCCCUCAACAGUGGCAACACCUAGAGGACUAGAGAACAAUGCUCCUUUUGUUUUGAGGAAUGUAACAGCACACAAUGGAUCUGUUCCUUCUUUCAGUGAUCACAUUCUCAUGUCAGAAUUGGUGGGAUUCUCCAAAGAGUUGGAAGAGGGGCACCGCGCUUUGGCGGCACAUAAGAAGGAGGCAGAGUGGAGACUAAGAAGGUUGGAGUUGCAGUUGGAGUCGGAGAAGGCGUGUCGAAGAAGGGAGACCGUGGAAGAGUUUGAGGCGAAUAUUAAAGCUCUUCAAGAAGAGCAGACAGCUGCUUUGAAUAGAAUUGAAAAUGCAUGCAGGGAACAGUUAGGUGGAUUGAGGAGAGAUGCUGAGAGCAAGGAGCAAAAAUUGGCAGAGAAAUGGACUUCAAAGCAUUUGAGGCUUACUAGGUUAUUAGAGCAAAUGAAAAUCCAGACCGGGGCUCCUUGAGCCAAAUGCAAGAUGAAGAUAUGAUCAGCAAAUUGGAUAUAGGUGCUCUUAUGACUUGAAUUAUAUGCACUUUAUGUUCCUUGUUGUGAUCCUGAUAUAUUUAUUCACAGAUUUGUGCAAAUUUCCUAUCUAUUCAUACAAGUUUGAGUA
Lotus japonicus is the source of this 1606-nucleotide messenger RNA. RefSeq names its product transcription factor AS1-like. The transcript has 3 exons. Bases 431 to 1456 code for a protein of 341 amino acids. Lineage: Eukaryota; Viridiplantae; Streptophyta; Magnoliopsida; Fabales; Fabaceae. The record is from RefSeq and is a predicted model, not a curated record.